UGCCACUCAGCUACUCAGUGUGAGAUGAACCACCAAGAUGAGUGGGUUGCUGCGCCUCGCUCCCGGGCCCUCUACCCCAGGAUGUUACACCUCUAACCUGGACUGUUAAUGAGUGUCCCGAGCCUCACCUGGAGGGCAACCUUACCUGUGAUUCUUAAUGAAGUGCCGGUGUGUGAAGUGCCCGAGGACGUGAAAAUAGUCGUGGUAGUAAUAAAGCCAGUGAAUUAUUAAUGUGAGGUGAUUUAAGUAAGACGUGGAAUGUUUUAUUGAAAGUGAGGAAUAAAUAGUAAUAAUAAUAAUAACAAUAACUAGUAAUAAUAACAAGAACGAUAGCUACGAGGACAAUAACAGCAAUAAUUCGAGAACGGGAACCUUGUGGAAGAUAAUAGGUCAUGUCCGGCGGGUCAGGCAGCGUCCCGGGGGUGCCUCCUGGACCCUCCGUGUUCUCCUCCUUCGUGGGGGGCGGCGGAGGGGUUGGCGCCCCCAUUUACCCGGGGGGGGCACACCACACGCCUCCCUCCCCCCACUACGCCCAGCACCCCCGCCUGCACCCCCACCUACUCCACCAGGUGAGCUCCGAGGCGGCACCGUCAGCCUUCCACCCCGUGGUGUCCCGGGGGGCGCGGCGCCUGGAGGACAUGACCAGCCCGGAGCGGGAGGCCAGCCAGCAGCAGCGGCCAGACGACCCCAGAGGCUCCCAGAUGCAAGGAGCCCCGGGGGGACGCCUGGGUGACAUACCUGGCCACGUGUUGCCGCUGGGCCACUCCAUGCCGCCCCUGGGAGUGCCGACCCUGGGCAUGAACAACCCUCUGCUGCCUGGGAUCUUCGACAGGCGGUUGCUGAGGGUGUCGGGGCGCGCGGCGAGGCCCAAGAAACAGUUCAUCUGCAAGUACUGCUCGCGGCACUUCACCAAGAGCUACAACCUCCUCAUCCACGAGCGGACACACACCGACGAGCGGCCCUUCCCGUGUGACGUCUGCGGCAAGGCGUUCAGGCGGCAGGACCACUUGAGGGACCAUAAGUACAUCCACAGCAAGGAAAAGCCGUUCAAGUGCAGCGAGUGUGGCAAAGGCUUCUGCCAGAGCCGCACCUUAGCCGUCCACAAGAUCCUUCACAUGGAGGAGUCGCCCCACAAGUGUCCGACAUGCGGCAGGAGCUUCAACCAGCGCAGCAACCUCAAGACGCACCUCCUCACCCACACCGACCUGAAGCCCUACAAGUGUGCCUCCUGCAGCGCCGUCUUCAGGAGGAACUGCGACCUGCGGAGGCACAUGCUGACCCACUCCAUCGGGGGUCACCUGCCCUCGGAUAAAGACGCGGAGGAGAGCAGCAAGGGCGCCAGUCAUCAUGAUAGUGACCCCAGUGCCUCAGGGGGUACCUCCGGGUCCGCCAUGCCUUGUGACAGAGCGGAGGGCGGCGUGGAUCUGGACGAGGACGAGGUGGAGGACGCUGAGGACGAGGAUGAGGAUGAAGAGAUCGAUCCCGGACGACCUGACGACGCGUACUCCUUCUACGAGUCUGAAAAGGUGGAUGACGACGAGGAGGUGGAGGAGGAGCUGGAGGAGGAGGAGGAGGACGCUGGGGGUGAUGUGGUUGGAGAGGGAGGUGGGAGUAGUGUAGAAGGUGUCAGCGGAGUAGGAGGAGGCAGGAGAAGCGUGGGCGGGGAGGAGCUGCCGCCACACAGUCACCACCACGUGUCCAGCCUUCACCCACAGGGACUAGACAUGCACACUCGAGUCAGCCACACGCACACAACACACGCACACGCCCACAAGACACAUACACAGGUCACACACGCACACGCCGGGGACACGCACAGCACCCACGCCCACGCCUCCCACGACCUGCUCCCACACAGCGCCGCCCACGGUAACAGAGACUCCCGCAUGCUAGGCCCCCAUGGUCCCCCGCCCGCCAGACCGGCCUCCCACCCACACGGCCACGUCACGCCCAUUUACAGCCCCGCCCAUGGCUUUUAUCCCUUCGUGGGCGCCGGAGGAACAGGCCCACCCAGCCACCAUUACCGUCCCGCCCACCAUGACUUGAAGCGACCCAUAGACCAGGUUGUGGGUACCCCCGGACCCUCCAUAGCCCCGUCCAUGCCCCCGAUAAUCUCCAUGCAGGGCCCGAUGCCGAUGGGUGGGGGGGCCAUGGGUGCCGCCCCUCGCUUCCCCUACCCCCCGCACCCCCCCGAAAGGCCCAAGAAGAAGGGGUUCAUGAUUGAAGACAUUAUGAACGGGUAAGAGUGUUUGUGUGUUUGUGUGUUUGUAGGUUCUUGUUUAACACUUUCUGACUUACUUAACUUAUAUAUUCUCUUUGUUUUCUUUCUUUGUUCUCUCUCUCUCUCUCUCUCUCUCUCUCUCUCUCUCUCUCUCUCUAUUUAUCUAUCUAUCGUUCUGUCUCUCUCUAUUCUUUCCUCAUUUACAAUAACAACAAUUACUACUACUACUACUACUACUACUACUACUACAACUACAACUACCACCACCACUACCACUACCACCACCACCACCACCACUACCACCACGACCACCACCACCAAACGCAUAAUCACGCCCAUUUCACCUGUCCACUUCCUAAAAAGACCUCCUCCUCCUCCUCCUCCUCCUCUUAAGUGCUUUUAGGCGCCUCUUAAGACCUGCCUCACCUCUUCCCUCUCAGAAACGGGGCCUAAAAAAAAAAGAAGGGUAGAAAAUGGUGGUCAUGGAGGUGAUAUGGUGGUGAUGGUGGUGAUGGUGGUGAUGAGGAUGGUGGUGGUGAUGGUGGUGAUGGUGAGGAUGAGGAUGGUGGUGGUGAUGGUGGUGGUGAAAAGGAUAUGGCGGAAGAGAAGGGAGAGAAAAAGGAAGAGGAAGAAAAGGAGGAGGUUUAAUUUAACAGGGUUUAAUUAUCUUUGCCACAGUCUGUUUGUCCGUCUGUCUGUCUGUAUUUACUAAUUUAUUAUUGUCUGAUACCGGCGAUAUUAUUAUUAUUAUUAUUAUUAUUAUUAUUAUUAUUAUUAUUAUUAUCUGUGACUUUCUUUCUUUUCAUAUUUUCAUUUUUUUAUACAUUUUACGUCAUUUUUAUUGAUUUGUUUAUCCUUUUUUAUACCUUUGAAAGUGAAUGCAUAAAUUAAGACCACACGAAUAAUAAUAAUCUUCACCACCACUCCCCUUGUAAAUAGUUUGUGCAUAUUUGUAUAUAAGAGGAAAAUAAUAAAAAGAGUUGAUGCUCA
Messenger RNA from Eriocheir sinensis (Chinese mitten crab), 3211 nucleotides. Its product is annotated as protein bowel-like. Gene Ontology annotation, biological process: embryonic hindgut morphogenesis; embryonic pattern specification; embryo development. The record is from RefSeq and is a predicted model, not a curated record. Gene Ontology annotation, molecular function: RNA polymerase II transcription regulatory region sequence-specific DNA binding; DNA-binding transcription factor activity, RNA polymerase II-specific. The transcript has 5 exons. Bases 393 to 2243 code for a protein of 616 amino acids. NCBI's taxonomy places the organism in Eukaryota, Metazoa, Arthropoda, Malacostraca, Decapoda, Varunidae. Gene Ontology annotation, cellular component: nucleus.